CGAGGGGGCCGCCUCGGGCCAUGGUGCCCUUCCCCGAAGAGCCCGCCGCCGCGCGGGGGACGAGCGAGGCGCAGCCGCCGGGCCCCGCGCCCACCGUGGGGGUCGCUCCGCUGUCCGGCCCGGGACCCUCGGACGGCCCCGAGGCGUCCGUGGAGAAGGUGGAGGUAGAGCUGAGCGGGCCCGCGGGCGCUGAGCCCCCGCAGCCUCCCGAGGGCGGCUGGGGCUGGCUGGUGAUGCUUGCCGCCAUGUGGUGCAACGGGUCGGUGUUCGGCAUCCAGAACGCCUGCGGGGUGCUCUUCGUGGCCAUGCUGAAGACCUUCGGGUCCAAGGACGAUGACAAGAUGGUCUUCAAGACAGCAUGGGUAAGUUCUCUGUCCAUGGGGAUGAUUUUCUUUUGCUGCCCAAUAGCCAGUGUCUUCACAGACAUGUUUGGUUGUCGGAAGACAGCUGUUGUGGGUGCCGCUGUUGGAUUCGUUGGACUCAUGUCCAGUUCUUUUGUAAGCUCCAUCGAGCCUCUGUACCUUACCUAUGGAGUCAUAUUUGCCUGUGGCUGCUCCUUUGCCUACCAGCCCUCCUUGGUCAUAUUGGGACACUAUUUCAAGAAGCGCCUCGGACUGGUGAACGGCAUUGUCACUGCCGGCAGCAGCAUCUUCACAAUUUUGCUGCCUUUCCUCUUAAGGCUUCUGACUGACAGCGUGGGCCUCUUCUACACACUGAGGGUCCUCUGCAUCUUCAUGUUUGUCCUCUUUCUGGCUAGCUUUACUUACCGACCUCUUGUUCCAAAUGCCAAAGAUAAAGAGAGUGGAACCAAAGGAGGCAACAGAUUCUCCCUCUUUUCCAGGAGGAAGUUUAGUCCUCCAAAAAAAGUUUUCAAUUUUGCCAUCUUCAAGGUGACAGCUUAUGCAGUUUGGGCAGCUGGAAUACCACUUGCACUUUUUGGAUACUUUGUGCCUUAUGUUCACUUGAUGAAAUAUGUGAACGAGAGAUUUCAAGAUGGAAAAAACAAAGAGGUGGUUCUCAUGUGCAUUGGCAUCACUUCAGGAGCCGGACGGCUGCUCUUUGGCCGGAUUGCAGAUUAUGUGCCCGGUGUGAAGAAGGUGUAUCUUCAGGUAAUCUCCUUUCUCUUCAUUGGUCUGAUGUCCAUGAUGAUUCCCCUAUGUAGGGUCUUUGGGGCCCUCAUUGCUGUCUGUCUCAUCUUGGGUCUCUUCGAUGGAUGCUUCAUUUCCAUUAUGGCCCCCAUUGCCUUUGAGUUAGUUGGUGCCCAGGACGUUUCUCAAGCAAUUGGAUUUCUACUUGGAUUCAUGUCUCUACCCAUGACUGUGGGCCCACCUAUUGCAGGGUUACUUCGUGACAAGCUGGGCUCCUAUGAUGUGGCAUUCUACCUCUCUGGAAUCCCUCCCCUUAUUGGAGGUGCUGUCCUUUGUUUUAUCCCCUGGAUCCAUAGUAAGAAGCAAAGAGAGAUUGAUAAAACCACUGGAGGAGAAAAGAUGGAGAAAAUGUUGGAGAAUCAGAACUCUCUGCUGUCAAGCUCAUCUGGAAUCUUUAAGAAAGAAUCUGACUCUGUUAUUUAAUGUCUUACAUACCUCCACCAGACUGAACUUGCUUUCAGAAGUUUAAGCAAGUUUUCCUUUUAUAUAAAUUGCAAAUUUCUUAUUUUUUUAAUUACAUACUAGGAAUAGCACAAUAAUGAGGAGCUAGAACCCUUAUUACUACAAGAACCAUUUUCUGCCACUGAAUAGCUAGCUGUCUGGUAUUUCCAUGAGUGUGGGGGCAGAGACUCUGGUAUAUGAAAACUUACUUCGGAAAGUCAAAUAUUGUGAGCAUUGAUGCUAUCUCAGUAAAAAGCAACUCUGGAAACUGUGAAUGCUAAUAAGCUUGUACAAAUAUUUAAAAAUACCUCAAGCUAUGGUGAAAGGGUUGCAAUUUGGUUAGGACUGGAAAAAUUGUCAAUUGUCUCAUGUGAUGUUUUUAAUUCCGCUAUCUCUGUUUUAAUUUCUUCUGCUACUGGAAAACUUUUUACAAGAUUGAAGCCUGGAUUCUAGGUAAUGUCAGAUCUCCCUAAACCUCAAGUCUGUGUUAAAGCUGCUUGCCUGCUGUUAAAUAAGAUCUGAAAUUAAGUUAUUCCGCCUUUUCCGGUGUCCAGGGAGCUUCCAGGAGCAGACGGUAGCACCGUGUUCGGAUUUGUGCACGACACAGAAGGGAUCCUGGUCAUAAGGGCAGAGCAAUUCGGGAGGCAGGCAUUUCUUCCUCCUCCAUUUGUUCCCUUUCGGUUUGCAGUGUGUUUUACUCAAGUAGCCAGAAACCCCCAAACUUCUGAACUUGUUUCAAGUGUAACAAUAAAGUGAAAUAGAAUGAAUGAAAGAGA
Messenger RNA from Neogale vison (American mink), 2365 nucleotides. It is a transcript of the gene SLC16A10, whose product is annotated as solute carrier family 16 member 10. Gene Ontology annotation, molecular function: monocarboxylic acid transmembrane transporter activity. Lineage: Eukaryota; Metazoa; Chordata; Mammalia; Carnivora; Mustelidae. Gene Ontology annotation, biological process: transmembrane transport. The transcript is spliced from 6 exons. The record is from RefSeq and is a predicted model, not a curated record. The coding region runs from base 21 to 1571 and encodes 516 amino acids.